Molecule: messenger RNA, 1938 nt
Organism: Stylonychia lemnae
Lineage: Eukaryota; Ciliophora; Spirotrichea; Sporadotrichida; Oxytrichidae
Source: the annotation of a GenBank genome assembly
AUGACAAAAAUAUACAACAAACUCAAGAAGACUCUGAGGUCAUUUGACUCCUACGGAUCUCCUAUAUCGCUUACUUAUAAAAAUAAAACUAAAUUCCAAACUUCAAUGGGAGGAAUUAUUACUAUCCUCUUCAGAUUGGGAGUAAGUAUUUACUUUGCACUUUAAGUGAUGCGAAUUAUUAAGUAUGAAAAAACUGUCCAUGUCAAAAAUAUCGAUUAAGGAGUUAGUGAUAACCUAUCAUACGACAUUAACAAGAACAAUUUCGACAUAGCGAUCGGCUUCACAUUUGAAAACCCUUAUGCUCACAUGGAUGGCUUGCUGCAUCCUUAUCAGUACGUGGAAUAUUCUGCUCUCAUUCAAACUGAUCAUAUUACUGUAGAUAAUGAUGGAUUUUAAAAUAUAUAGAGACAAAAGCAGUACUUGGAAUUCGAAAGGUGCACUUUAGACAAUUUCGCUGGACUAUAACAAUAAAUAAAGCUUCAUGACAUUGACAAGGCAGGUUGGUUCUGUAUUAAGGAUCUCAACUUCAAACUAUAAGGGCUAAAAGCUAAUCUAGAUAAAACAACUCUCUAAUUGCAUAUAUCGCCAUGCCAGAAUAGAACUAAUGCCACUAUAAAUAGUAAUUAGCACUAUAGUCAGUAUUCUAAUGUGACUUGCUAGUCAUAGGAGGAAAUCAAACGAUUUACAAAAGAUGUGAUACCAAUUAUUGGGAUCUUGGAUCAUCACUUUGAUGAGCAGUAGUUCGGAGAUGCAAAUAAAGUCAAAGCAGAAAUCACGCUGUUGAGGUAGAAUCUAAAACUAGAUCUCUCUUUUACAAAGCUUAUUGAAGUUUAAAAAAGUUUUUUGACUACAAAAGACAACUGGUUUGCUUCACCUUUAGAUCACGAUGACUAUGAAUUCUAUCAAAUUAUACAAGAUCAGGUAAUGAUUGGGGAGAUAGUAGACGAGGUCUAUGAAAUGUUCUCACUCUACAUAAACUGUGCAAAGAAGCAGGCAUUUUUCGAAAGGCAGAGAUAUUCAUUUAUUGAUGCUCUAACGGAAACAGGUGGAUUUGCAGGAUCUCUGGCUCUAUUUGCUCAAGUCUUUUCCCAGUUCUUUUCAACAAUUUUCUUUGAGCAUAUACUUAUUAAAAGACUAUUGUUUUCCAAAGGUAACAAAUUAAAGGAAAACUAGGUAGCAGACAGUUCAAACUAGUAACACCUUGAUUACUUCAAAGCCAAAACUAAACGAGAAAAAGCUUUGGUUAUAAAAUAGGCUUUUGAGUAAUUUUUGCCAUUGCAUCUAAAUAAUCUGCGGCUUUGGUUUAAAGAAAAAAUGUAUAUGAUGCUAUGCCAGAAAAAACGAUUAAAUCUGGUUAGGCGGUAUGAUAUUUAUAAACGAGCUUAGAAAAAGGUGUAAAAUAAGAUUGAUAUUGUAAAUAUACUCAAGAAACUAUAGAUACUUGACAAUGGAUUCAAGUUGCUGCUAAGUGAUUCCUAAUACAAAUUAAUAAAGCUGCUCAAUCAUAAAGAAAUUAAAUCUGAAUCUGAUCAAUUUAAAUUUCCGAUUGAGGAGCAUAUAUUCAAGGUAUUGUAAGGUUCUAAAUAGGACAGAACAGGUAUAGAUUCAAAAUUAAAAUCAAUAAUAAACGAGCAAGUAAUUUAACUUAACUAAAUCAAAUCCUAGUCCUCCAAAGAUAUUUAAAAGGAGCGCUAGGAUAGUUACAAUAAGAGAGUGACUAAAGCUUCUAUUGAUAAGUUUGAAGAUUUACCAUCAACAUCCCGUAGAGAUUCAGAAGGGAACGUAAAGUUGAAUUCAAAUGAUGACAUAAUAAUCCAGGAGUACCUUAAUGAGAUAUCUGAAGACAAUAUGAAUUAGUAUAGAAGCAGAGCUGAGCAUGAUGAGAUGAACACUACCAAGGAAUUUAGCAACACAAUCAGAAAACUGAUUUAAAAUUGA